GUAUGUGACGGAACAACAGCACGUCCUCACAAUUGAAGUAGACAGCCUUCUUCGACCAUCUCUAGCCCACGCCGGGCAGGACAGCUCUUCAGCCCGAGCGCAUUCAAGAUGAAGGACUCCCACGACCUCCCAUCAACCAGCGCGUCCGACCACUCCCACGACGAAAAAGACCACACCUCCGACAACGAUGCCUCUGCCCCAACAAAAGAAUCCUUCUCCUCCCCAUCCCAACCAACAAUCCCACCUCCACCCGACGGCGGCUACGGCUGGGUCUGCACCUUCUGCUGCGCCAUGAUAAACGCCCACACCUGGGGCCUCAACUCCUCCUACGGCGUCUUCCUCGCGCACUACCUCCGCAACAACACUUUCCCGGGAGCCGGCCGGCUCUCCUACGCCUUCGUCGGCUCCCUCUCCAUUUCCACCGCCAUGCUCAUCUCACCUUGUGCGACCAUCACCACUCGAAAGUACGGAACGCGGACGACGUUGUUCAUCGGGAUUGUGCUGGAGUGCGCGAGCCUGAUCGGCGCGAGUUUCGCAAAGACGAUUUGGCAGUUAUUUCUAUCCCAGGGCGUGGCGUUUGGGUUUGGCAUGGGGUUCUUGUUUGUGGGCAGCGUGGGGAUUCCGCCGCAAUGGUUUUCGAAGAAGAGGUCUUUUGCGAAUGCGAUUUCCGCGAGUGGGUCCGGGUUUGGAGGGUUGGUGUACUCUCUCGCGGCGGGCGCGAUGUUGCAGUCGAUCGGACUGGCGUGGACGUUUCGCGUGCUGGGGAUUGUGGCCACGGGGGUGAAUGUCAUUUGUGCGCUGUUGAUCCGGGAUCGGAAUAAGAUUCUCAAUUCGAGGCAGAAUGCUUUUGAUUGGAGGUUGUUUAAGAGGGCGGAGUAUCUCCUGCUGUGUGCGUAUGGGUGGUUCUCGAUGUUGGCGUACGUGGUUCUCAUCUUCUCUCUGGCCAAUUACGCCAAUGCGAUUGGACUGUCGGCUUCUCAGGGAGCGGUGGUCUCGGCACUCCUCAAUCUCGGUCAGGCACUCGGACGACCUCCCAUUGGAUUCUUCUCAGAUGCAAUCGGUCGCAUCAACAUGGCCGCUGCGAUGACCUUCCUCGCCGGCCUGUUCAGCUUCGCAAUCUGGAUUCCUGCGACUUCCUACGGCGUCCUCAUCUUCUUCGCUCUGAUCGGCGGUGCCGUUGCGGGAACAUUUUGGGCGACCAUCGGUCCCGUGGCGGCAGAAAUCACGGGUCUGAAAUACGUCCCGUCAGCUCUCAAUUUAAUCUGGCUGGUCAUCGUCCUUCCAUGUACUUUCAGCGAACCCAUUGCGCUCGAGAUCGUGUCCGGGACGGGUUCAUACCUCGGAACGCAGCUGUUCGUCGGAUUCAUGUACUUCGCUGCGGCGGUGUGUUUGGUAUUACUGCGAGGGUGGAAGAUGGGCGAGCUGGACGAGCUGGCGAGGUGUAAAGGGAGUGACGGCGAGGAGGUGGACGUCGUGGAUACGGGUGCUUUAGGCGAGGCGAUGGAGGAUCGAGCGAGGAGGGUGGGGAGGAAGAGUAUCUGGACGGAAUGGUGGAGAUGGAGGAAAGUGUAG
Molecule: messenger RNA, 1572 nt
Organism: Zymoseptoria tritici IPO323
Lineage: Eukaryota; Fungi; Ascomycota; Dothideomycetes; Mycosphaerellales; Mycosphaerellaceae
Exons: 1
Coding region: 109-1572 (487 amino acids)
Biological process (GO): transmembrane transport
Molecular function (GO): transmembrane transporter activity
Source: RefSeq, a predicted model, not a curated record